Prunus armeniaca (apricot) is the source of this 870-nucleotide messenger RNA. The record is from the annotation of a GenBank genome assembly. Lineage: Eukaryota; Viridiplantae; Streptophyta; Magnoliopsida; Rosales; Rosaceae.
AUGCCUUCGGAGGAGGAUGCGAAGCCCGUGAAGGUGCAGAGGGAAGUUAAAGAGGAAGAGGAGGACGAUAAGAUGAGCUUGGGUACAAUAAUGCUCAACCACAAGAAGAAAUCCACAAAAAUUAUGAACAAUGCGAAUGGGAAUUCCACAUCUGCGGCAAGAGAAGCCAAGGUGAAGAAAGAAGAGCAGCUCGAUAAUGAUUCUGAUAAACCCACUAAGGCUAAGCCCAAACAAGAACCCAGAGUUAAGAAGGAAGAGAAGAACAACGACAGUGAGGAUGAACGGGGAAUUGAAGAAGAGUACAAUAAAGAAAUGGAGGAGGAGGAAGAGAAGAAGAAGAAGAAGAAGAAGAAGGGUUCAGAGGUUACACAAGAGCAGAAGAAGAAGGAGAAGAAGGGGCCAGAUGUUACAACAGAGCUGAAGAAGAGGGAGAAGAAGGAGAAGAAGGUUUAUGAUUUGCCUGGUCAGAAGCGAGACUCUCCCGAUGAGAGAGACCCACUUAGGAUUUUUUAUGAGACGCUUUAUGAGCAAGUUCCCAAAAGCGAAAUGGCACAGUUCUGGCUGAUGGAGUGUGGUUUGCUAUCUAAAGAGGAGGCAAAGAGAGUGUUUGAGAAGAAGCAGAAGAGGAGUCAGCAGCAAAAACUCGGUUCUCCAAUGAAAGCUGUAGCUUCUGUAAAGAAGAGCACACAGUCAGUUACUGUCAAGAAACCAUCAACCCCAGUGCCUUCAAAUCAAAAGAAGUCAACGGUCUCUAAAGAUGCAUCUACGCAGUCUAAGAAGCGGAAGAAUGAAGAUAGAAGCUCAGAGAGUGACUCUGAUGAUGACUUUGCGUUGUCCACUAGGCUAAAGAAGAAAAGGCAAGCAGCUUAG